Astyanax mexicanus (Mexican tetra) is the source of this 4124-nucleotide messenger RNA. RefSeq names its product bone morphogenetic protein 1a (gene bmp1a). Lineage: Eukaryota; Metazoa; Chordata; Actinopteri; Characiformes; Acestrorhamphidae. Bases 225 to 3155 code for a protein of 976 amino acids. Gene Ontology annotation, biological process: proteolysis. The record is from RefSeq and is a predicted model, not a curated record. The transcript has 20 exons. Gene Ontology annotation, molecular function: serine-type endopeptidase activity; zinc ion binding; metalloendopeptidase activity.
CGCGGAGCCCCUGAGCUCGAGCAGGAUCUUCAGGCAGAGAGAGGAGAGAAGCGGAGAGGAGGCAGAGUCGUGCUGUUAGAACCCGCCCUCCCCGCGGAUCUCAUUUCCCCCCCUAAAACCAAUCCCCCUCCUUCUCUCCUCCUCCUCCUCCGCCUCCCUCUCCCUCAGCUCUCAGUCCUCCACUCUCUCCCCCGCGCCGUGUGUCCCACUCUGUCGGCUGAAUCAUGGAUCUCGCCGCGAGCUGCGCGCUGCUGCUUCUGUUCUCCGCCCUGCGCGUGCUGCUCAGCGUCGAGCUGGACGCGCUCGAGCCCACUUACUACGAGGAGCCACCGGAUGCCAUCGACUACAAAGACCCGUGUAAAGCAGUGGCCUAUCUGGGGGACAUAGCGCUAGAUGAAGAAGACAUGCGAAUGUUUAAAGUGGACCGCAUUGUGGAUGUGGUCCAGAGAACCGUCAUAAACCUCAACCAGACAGACACAGGUUUGUCUGGCAAUGAGACGAGUCCAAACACUGCGGCAUCCAAUCGGCAGAGUUCCCGUCGUAGGAGGAGGGCGGCAACAUCUAGACCAGAGAGGGUGUGGCCCGAUGGAGUCAUCCCUUAUGUCAUAAGCGGGAACUUUAGCGGUAGCCAGCGGGCUAUAUUCAGGCAGGCUAUGAGGCACUGGGAGAAGCACACAUGUGUGACCUUCAUCGAGAGAACCACAGAGGAGAGUUACAUCGUCUUCACCUACCGGCCGUGUGGGUGUUGUUCGUACGUGGGCCGCAGGGGCGGGGGGCCACAGGCCAUCUCCAUUGGAAAAAACUGUGACAAGUUUGGAAUCGUGGUGCAUGAACUUGGUCAUGUGAUUGGGUUCUGGCACGAGCACACACGACCUGACCGAGACGACCAUGUCAGUAUCAUACGAGACAACAUUCAGCCAGGGCAGGAGUACAACUUUCUCAAGAUGGAGCCUGGUGAAGUGGACUCUCUUGGGGAAGUCUAUGACUUUGACAGCAUCAUGCACUAUGCCAGAAAUACAUUUUCCAGGGGCAUAUUCCUUGACACUAUUCAACCACGUUACGACAUAAAUGGAGUCCGUCCACCCAUUGGCCAGAGGACCAGGCUGAGCAAAGGAGACAUCGCACAGGCACGCAAACUUUACAAGUGUCCAAGAUGUGGAGACAGCCUGCAGGAAAGCAGUGGCAACUUCUCCUCCCCCGGGUUCCCUAAUGGCUACUCGGCGUAUAUGCACUGUAUCUGGAGAAUCUCAGUCACGCCAGGCGAAAAGAUCAUUCUGAACUUUACCUCUAUGGACCUCUAUCGGAGCCAUCUGUGCUGGUACGACCAUGUGGAGAUCAGAGAUGGAUAUUGGAGGAAAGCUCCCCUAAAAGGUCGUUUCUGUGGAGACAAGCUUCCUGAGCCAAUUAUAUCAACAGACAGCCGUUUAUGGAUUGAGUUCCGAAGUAGCAGCAACUGGGUGGGGAAAGGCUUUUCUGCUGUUUAUGAAGCCAUCUGCGGUGGUGAAGUGAAGAAGGAUAAUGGGCAGAUCCAGUCUCCGAACUACCCCGAUGACUACAGACCGAAUAAAGUCUGUGUGUGGAAAAUUACUGUUGCCCAGGGAUACCAUGUAGGCCUCACGUUCCAGUCAUUUGAGAUUGAGAGGCAUGACAGCUGUGCGUACGACUAUCUGGAAGUUCGGGACGGCAAUUCAGAGAACAGCCCCCUGCUGGGCCGCUUCUGUGGCUAUGACAAGCCUGACGACAUCAAGACCAGCUCGAACCAGCUGUGGAUGAAGUUUGUGUCUGAUGGCUCAGUCAACAAGGCCGGCUUUGCUGCUAACUUCUUCAAAGAGAUGGAUGAAUGUUCCAGACCAGACAAUGGUCGUUGUGAGCAACGCUGUGUCAACACACUGGGCAGUUACAAGUGUGCCUGUGACCCAGGCUAUGAGUUGGCUGCAGACAAACGAAGCUGUGAGGCUGCCUGCGGCGGCUUCAUCACCAAGCUGAACGGUUCCAUCACCAGCCCCGGCUGGCCCCGGGAGUAUCCACCCAACAAGAACUGCAUCUGGCAGCUGGUGGCCCCGACGCAGUACCGCAUAACGCUGCUUUUUGAUGUCUUCGAGACCGAGGGCAACGAUGUAUGCAAGUAUGACUUUGUGGAAGUCCGGAGCGGGCUCUCUGCAGACUCCAGGCUACAUGGGAAGUUCUGUGGUGCUGAGAAGCCAGAGGCCAUCACCUCUCAGUACAACAACAUGCGCAUUGAGUUCAAAUCAGACAACACCGUCUCCAAGAAGGGCUUUAAGGCACAGUUCUUCUCAGAUAAAGACGAGUGCUCGAAGGAGAACGGAGGAUGUCAGCACGAGUGUGUGAACACUUUUGGAAGCUACAGCUGCCAGUGCAGGAGUGGCUUCGUACUGCACGAGAAUAAACACGACUGCAAAGAAGCCGGCUGUGAUCACACGGUGAACAGUGUGAGUGGGACCAUUACCAGCCCCAACUGGCCCGAUAAAUACCCCAGUAAGAAGGCUUGCACCUGGGCCCUCUCUACCACACCAGGACAUCGCAUCAAAAUCGCUUUCAAUGAAAUCGACAUGGAGCCUCAUUUAGAGUGUGCCUACGACCACAUUGAGAUCUAUGAUGGACGGGACGGUAAAGCUCCCAGCCUGGGACGCUACUGCGGUUCCAAGAAACCUCCUCCGGUCAUGUCAAGCGGGAACAAGAUGUUCAUCCGCUUUUUCUCCGACAAUUCUGUGCAGAAGAAAGGAUUUGAGGCCUCACAUUCUGCAGAGUGUGGAGGUCGACUGAAAGCAGAAGUGAAGACAAAAGACCUCUACUCUCAUGCCCAGUUUGGGGACAACAACUACCCUGGUGCAUCAGACUGUCAGUGGGUGAUCUCAGCUGAGAAAGGCUACGGGGUGGAGCUCAUCUUCCAGACAUUCGAGAUUGAGGAGGAAGCAGACUGCGGCUAUGAUUACAUGGAGUUGUUCGAUGGAGCUGACACCAAGUCCCCGAGACUGGGCCGCUACUGUGGAUCAGGGCCUCCUGAAGAGAUCUACUCUGCCGGUGACUCCAUCGUCAUCAAGUUCCGCUCAGAUGACACAAUCAACAAGAAGGGAUUCCAUGUGCGCUACACCAGCACCAAGUUUCAGGACACUCUCCAUUCACGUAAGAAGUGACCCCUAGUGGCCGGGAGGGGCCGAGCAGGGCCAAGGGGGAGGAGCAGGGGCCCCAGGGGGAGGGUCCGGUCCGUCGCUCGGAGCCCCCCGGCCGCCAAGACCACCCAGACUCGACGGACCAGCCGCAAGAACGCCAACCGCACCUCAGUAGUUCCCAGGGGCUCUGGUGCCCCCUACUGACUGUGAGGAGUAAAGCCAUUCCGCAGUAGACCUUGUUUUUAACUUUUUUAUGAUAUUGGUGGGAUAUGAAGGGUGGGUUUUUUGGGGGUAGGAAGAAAAGAAAGGACUGUAUCCAAACUAGAUGGAUAAUGGGGGGGGGGGACUGGGGUGGGCACAUGGCUAGAGGAGUAUAGAUCAUAUACUGAUCACCAUUGGAGUCUUCUUUUUUGUUUUUCUUUUUUUAAAUGAGCCGAAAACAUGAGCAAACACACACGCACACACUCAGAGGGCCCUCAGGAUCUCAAGUAGGAUAAUGAAGCGGUCAGCUCAUACUGAGCCAGGCAGCCACAUCACACCACACCACAAACGAAGACUGAGACAGGCAAAAAAAAAAAAGGUCAGAUCAAUGAACGUAUGGAUGGAUGAAUCAAGUGAUGGGUCGACAUUGUGAUUUUUCCUCAGCUCAUUACAGGAAAUCUCAGCCUUGUUUCCUGGUCGUUCUCACGUUCCUCAUUCCUAGUCCACACACAGUGGCACCCAACUGGUUUCAUAUCAUCUGAUACUUGAGUUAAUUGACACUGUACGAAGUCAAAAAGAUACAUGUAAUAACAGCUAUCAGGACAAAACAAACUAAAACACCACCACCAGCUGCACCAGCAUUUGUAAUGUUUUCCUUGUUUUUUGUUUUUCCGUUUAAUUGUUUCCUUGGUUAGCCAUCCAAGAAAGCUUCCUUCCAUAUUACCGUAAUCGAGGAAAAUUAAAAGAAGCAGUUAUCGUAUUAAAAGACUAAUAAACAAAAUGUGGCCCAUG